This is a messenger RNA of Tachysurus fulvidraco (yellow catfish), 6182 nucleotides long. It is a transcript of the gene syn2b, whose product is annotated as synapsin IIb. The transcript has 13 exons. Gene Ontology annotation, biological process: neurotransmitter secretion. Gene Ontology annotation, cellular component: synaptic vesicle membrane; synaptic vesicle. NCBI's taxonomy places the organism in Eukaryota, Metazoa, Chordata, Actinopteri, Siluriformes, Bagridae. Bases 248 to 2320 code for a protein of 690 amino acids. The record is from RefSeq and is a predicted model, not a curated record. Gene Ontology annotation, molecular function: ATP binding.
GGGGACGUGAGAGAGAGGGAAGGCUGAGGCAGAGCACGAGCAUCUCUCGCUCAGGCUGUCAGAGCUCAAGCGCACAGAGAGCACAAGGAAGAGAAGCAGCAUUUACUCAUCAUUAGGAAAUCCAUCUCAAUAAACCCUUAUUAGCAGGAAGUUUUACAGAAUAGUGAUUCAGGAGGUCCAUCUCCAUAAACACCUGAGCAGCUCUUUAUCAAUCUCCACCAAGGUUUAACCUUCACCAGUCGCAGCUAUGAACUUCCUGCGCCGUCGCCUUUCUGACAGCAGCUUCAUUGCCAACCUUCCCAAUGGCUACAUGACUGAUCUACAAAGGCCUGAUCCUCCUCCACCUCCUCCACCCAGCGCCGGCUCUCAGCAGGCCCCAUCCUCUUCUCCUGCUCCUGCUACAGCCACCGUUCCUCCUCCUGCUGCUCCGUCUGUCUCCCCAGCCCCUGAGCGCCGGCCCCAGGCUGCUCCAUCCAGCUCUGGCUUCUUCAGCUCUAUCACCAAUGUGGUGAAGCAGACGGCAGCCUCAGCGGGACUGGUCGAGCAAAGCGUUGCACAAUCUUCCAAGAAGUUAAAGGUGCUCCUGGUGAUUGAUGAGCCACAGAAUGAAUGGGCAAAACUGUUCCGUGGGAAAAAGGUCCAGGGAGAAUAUGAUAUCCGAGUGGAACAAGCUGAAUUCUCUGAGAUCAACCUCGUUGCACAUACGAAUGGAACAUGCAGCGUGGACAUGCAAGUCAUCAGGAAUGGGACCAAAGUUGUUCGAUCAUUCAAGCCUGACUUUGUACUGGUCCGACAGCAUGCUUUCAGCAUGGCCCAGAAUGAGGACUUUCGUAAUCUGAUCAUCGGCCUGCAGUAUGCUGGGAUUCCCAGUGUGAAUUCACUCGAGUCUAUUUACAACCUUUGUGACAAGCCAUGGGCGUUUGCUCAGUUGAUAAGCACUUAUAAGAAGCUUGGACCUGAAAAAUUUCCUCUUAUUGAGCAAACAUUCUAUCCAAACUACAAGGACAUGAUCUCUAUGCCAACAUUCCCGGUGGUGGUGAAGAUCGGACAUGCCCACUCUGGCAUGGGAAAGGUUAAAGUUGACAAUCACAGCGAUUUCCAAGACAUUGCCAGUGUGGUGGCCAUCACUCAGACCUACACGACUACAGAACCUUUCAUUGACGCCAAGUAUGACAUCAGGGUCCAGAAAAUAGGCACCGACUACAAAGCUUAUAUGAGAACAUCCAUCUCUGGCAACUGGAAAUCAAACACUGGCUCUGCCAUGCUGGAACAAGUAGCCAUGACAGACAAAUACAAGAUGUGGGUUGACAUUUGUUCAGAAAUAUUUGGAGGUCUGGAUGUCUGUGCUGUAAAAGCCAUUCAUGGAAAGGAUGGAAAAGACUACAUUACUGAGGUUGUGGGCUCCUCCAUGCCUCUCAUUGGAGACCACCAAGCAGAAGACAGGCAGAUGAUAGCUGACGUUGUCCUGGCUAAGAUGAACCAAAUAGCAACUCGGGCACCAACUCGAACUCAACAGCGGAUUCCAGCUGCUGUCCAGCAACCACAGAGCUCUGCUGUAAAGGAAGGCCUGGCUGACCACAGCAAGCCUCUUUCCCAGCGUGUCCCUCCUCAAGGAGCCCCAGCAAAGCCCAAAGAGUCACAACCCAAGACUCAAGAGCCUACGACCACUUCAGUGUCUAGCGCUCCAGCCCCAGACCCUAUCUCAAAACCAACUCCAUCCCCAGCUCCUCCACCCACAACCCAGCAGCCCAAAGCCCACCCUCAAGCAUCACCCACUCCAGCACCUGGAAAACCAACAGAUUUACCCCCAAAGCCCCAGGUUCCAAAACCUCUUCCUCCAAAGCCUGUGCCUCCAGUGCGCAGAAACUCCAAGCCACAGCUCCAGCCCAAGCCCCAGACCCCACCUUCAGCAAAGGCCCAGGCUAAAGUCCAGCCUGAACCAGCAGAUCAGGGUCAAAUCCAGACCGAUUCAGCUCCAGCACAUGUUCAAGCCUCACCCAAAGCACCACCUAAAAACCAGUCUCCCACUAAACCACAGGUCCAAACAAAGCCUGUGCCUAAAGAGCAAGCCCAGGUUGAGGCUCCGGUUCAGAAUGUUGCCCCGUCUGAUGCGACACCCUCGGCCCCUGCACCCUCUGCUGUAGAGGAACAGCCUGCACCACAACAGAAGUCAUCACAUCCUUUCUUAAAUAAAUCCCAGUCACUGACCAAUGCCUUUAAUGCCUUUGGUGACACCUUCCGUUCCAGCAAUGAGGAUGAAGCCAAGGCUGAGACCAUUCGAAACCUGAGGAAGUCUUUUGCCAGCUUGUUCUCUGACUAGUGACAAGUUUGUGGUUGAGAAUUUGUUGGCUAUGGACUUUGAAAUUGACAAAAAGCGUAUCCUGGUCCGAGGUUAAGUCUGUGUAGCUGUAAUACAUUGUACCCUCCUCCCAACUCUGCUGUAAAUGUUCGAAAGUCAAUAAGAAAGUAGAGUGUGAUGUACAGUUAUUGUUUUGGCAAGCUGUUCUGUGAGAUUUGCUCUGGAUGGAAACAUUUGCCAUAUGUAUAAGGAGGAGGCCGGCAAUGUUCAGAUGCGUGGUUUUGGGUAAAUAGACGUCUAAGGCGGUCAAGAGAGAGGGGCCUGAUGUGUGCUGACGUUGUCUGUUGUAAUACCCCUUGAUGUUGUAGCCUUAUUGUGGAAGUGUAUUUCAGUUGCCCAAAGAUAAAAUAUCUGUGAGUAGUACCCCCUUGUCCCUCCCAUGCAGUGUGUAUAUCUAGUUGAUCUGUUGUAAUAUGAAAUAGUUCAACAAUACCUCGACAGGACCUUUAUACAAGCACUUUCCGAUCCAAGUUUCCGACAGUAUGCAGUGCUUGGACGGGUCUGAUUUUAAUGCAGUAGUGACGUUUCAGUGGAAUGCCUGAUGUUUUUGGUGUGGCUUGGGUUCCUCACGUAUCAACAUGUUAAAUUAAUCAUGAGUGCCAUGUAGAAUCCUUACAUAUCGUAUUGUACUGUAUGUUCAGCAUCUCAGGAGGUUAAUUUAUUUCUGGUGUCAUAUAUUGUUCAUGUUGUGUUUUCUUUGGUCUGAGUGUUACUGCUUUGCAUGACUCUGUGACAGUUGUUUUUUCUGUACAGGUGUCAAUAAAUAUGUGGCACUUCAUUCCACUAAUUCACUGUUAUUCAGUAUGUGCAUGUUCUUUAUUUUGGAUUGGGUAAGAUAGUUUUAUUGCCAUUGCAACUUUAUGUUCAAUGGGAGGCAUGUUUGGUAUUCAAGUGUCAACAUCACCAAUAAGAAAUGUAUUCCAAAUAACCAAUUGUAUGUACUGUACUAAGUAAAAUGCUAGUGUGAAGCAAAUCUAAUCACUAUUUAUUCCACAUUCCACGUCCUACACUUUUCCCCUUAAGCACAUUACAAUCAUGUCUGCCCUUGAGGUACAAAACGGGUACCUGGCAACCAAAAGAAAACAUUAAAAAAGACCAUCCAUCUCAUAUAAAAUUCACCAUAAAAGUAACAGUUUCUAAUAACAAACUAUGAAAUAAGGUUAAUAAAAGCCAUAUGGGUUGAUUAUAUCAUGUGUAUAUCAGUAGUUUGAUUGAUGGCAAAUAAAAGUCAAAUUUAGAUCUUUUUAUGGGUGAUAAAACCUUUCAUCAAUUUUCAGUAAUCACUUAGUACUUGUCAGGUGUGUUGUGGGCAACACUAGGUGCAAGGCUCGAGAAUUUACCCUGGAUGGAACUAAUACACAUACCCACAUGUUUGGAGGAAAUCAGAUGACCUACAUAGAGACAGUACAGUAACUUGAGUCCGGAACCAUGGAGCUUUUUUAUCUUCUUUUAAUUUUUAAAAACUAAGAACUUAUUUAUUUAUAAAACUUACUUACUUAUAAAUUUUAAAUCUUCCGGGCCACAGAGUUUACUUUUGCUUUUGCACUUCCAGUUCUACAGAUAUGUAAAUCACACUCACGUCCCAAAGUAUCCUCAGUUUCUCACUGAAUACCAAGCCGUUUAUUUUGCUACUGUAUGCAUCGUCCCGUGCCGUUGUGCUUUACCCCUUUUCGUGGAUUUAUCACUUGUUACUGUUUUUGCACUUAUCAGAUUUGUUCGCUACGUGGUCCGUAUCUUUGGUACUGGACUUCGUGUGUUUUUUGUCUGCUCUUUGCAUUGCUGUUUUGGACAUGUUUGCCUGUGUUUAUCAAAAUAAACGGCACUUAUACAUCACUUGAAUGGAUCCUGCUACCCAAACCUUACAGGAUACUUCGCUUAUUAUGUAUCCAGCGGGUGUACUGUAGCCCAACUCUAGGCUAUCAUGGUUCAACAGGGACAGGGAUUCACAGCCUUCUAGGAGCAACUGACAGCUCUCUAAUCCACAAACAGCCAACUACUCAAGGCUCUUUCUAACAUCACAGCUUCUGGGAGUAUAAUAGUGCCAGAGGUAUUCUUUACUCAACAAUCAAGUUCCUCAGAUUUGCAAACUUUGACCAUGGAUGUAAGGCGAUGCAUUGACACCUGUUGUGUUUGUGCCCAGGCACACAUUUCUUGUUAAUUGCCUGCUUUUUGGAACAGCUUCAGGUGCCAUUACUCCCUUGGGUUCACAUAGUCACUGACCUCCCCAGUUACAUCAGUUUCACCACCAUCCUGGUGGCUGUGGAUAGGUUCUUGAAAACUUGCCCUUUUGAACGACCUUCCCAUGGCAAAGGAAACUGCCACGGCUCUGUUCGAGCAUAUGUUUCAGUCUUCUGGCUACCCAGAGGAUAUUUUCUCAGAUGCGGGUGGAGUACAUGUCAAAUUCAUGUCACUGAAUUCCUCCAGAAAGCAGACGCUCUCAUCCACCUUACUAACCACAACAGAUGGUCUGGAUCUCCACAAAAAAAUUACCCCUCAAUCUACCCUGCCGCAAGCAUAACCCCAGGUAUAUUGAACCUUUUGAAAAACUCAGUAACCUACCAACUAUCAGCUAACUACUGCAUUGGUUCAUCUUUUCAUGCUUCCCACCUCAAAACGGUUUACACCAGCAUCACCACCGGCAGAAGGUGAUGGAUCCCCAGCAUACCUACUCUGUUCAAUAAUCAACUCUCGGAGAACAGGUCACCUACAAUACCUUGUGGAAUGUGAGGGGUAUGGCCCAGAGGAACAAUAAACCAUUAUUUAAAGCAUUAUUCAAUGUGCUGUAAUUUCCACUCAAACAGGAAUUCAGGGCAGGACAUAAUGAGUUGCCCCUCCCCUUUUUUUAAAUAGCCAAUAGCAUUUACAUUACCUAAUAGUCAUAAGCUAUGCUGGACUGUUUGUUGGGGGAAGGACACUUCAGCAAAAAUUUGAUUGGGCAGGAAAUCUAAUGAGAUGCUGAAAUGCAGAAUAAUCUGAGAAUUGUUUAUCUAUAUUGGUGAUUGACUGUAAAUUUUGAAUUCAUAUAUUUUCUAAAUGCGAUUUUGUCACUAUUUUGGAGCAUGCUAGGUUAUGGAUAACAUGAAGGCUAACAUAUUCAUACAUACAGCCAAAAAACUUCAAAUUUGAUUUCAUGGGGACUUUUUUAGAACAACUACUAUUUAUUUCAUUAUAUAAUUUUACAAAAUAUAUUGUAAAGUGUGAAAUAUAAUUACCAAAAUUUUCUACUGUUGAUAUGCUGGGAACAAAAAGGUUUUCUUUUCAAAUUUGGACAUGCCAGAAGCAUUAUUAAAAAAAGACAUUUGGCAUGUGUUCAACACCCUCAGGCAGUUAUAAUAAUAAAUUGGAACAGAUGCCAGCUUAUGUUGUAAAAACAUAUUUAACAAUACUGAUAUAGUCUUGCAGAAAGUAUAUCAUAAAUAAUUUGUGGCUGUGGUAUGGCUUCAGUAGCGCUGCUAUCUCACAGCUCCAGGGUUCAGUACUGAGCUCUGAUUACUUUCUCAUUUUCUCCUUAUGUUUGCAUGAGGUUCCUCUGGUUUGUCUGGUUUCCUCCAAGUGUCUAAACACAAGUAGGUGGGGUUAUUCUAAAUUGCCCCAAGUAUGAAUAAUUGUGUGCAUGGUAGAAUGCUGUGGAAUGGAAUCCCAUCUCACACCUUGAGCCCAGGAUUCCCUGAAUAAGACACAACUUAACCAUGACCAUAAAAAAUGUGUUAUAGAAAACAUCAACCAUCUUAUAGCUGUAAGUUGUGUUACUGUAACACUGAAAAUGUAUUAUGUAUGCAAUGUGGUCAGUUCUCGUCAUAAAUAAAGUGGACCAAAUUCUGAA